CAAACGGUAAGUGGGCUUGCAGCUUUAUUUGAGGACAUCACUGGGCGUGAGAUGGCAUCUCCUGAGUUCAGAAAGAAUGGAGUGACAGAGACAGCACUGAGUAAUACCAAGGAGACCCUGGUGUUCUUUGACCUGGAAACCACCGGCCUGGAGAAAGAUUGUGAUAUUGUGCAGCUGUCGGCAGUGAGUGGUGAGAAGAUCUUCAAGUACAUCCUGCCCAGCAAAUCCAUGUCAGCGGGAGCUACAAACAUUACUGGAAUACAGGUCAUGGGUGGUAUCUUGUACCUGAGAGGAGAACCUCAGAUAACCUACAGUCUCCAGGACACCAUGACAGCUUUCCUCAAGUUUCUGCAGUCACUGGACAGGCCUCUGUUAGUAGGCCACAACAUCUGGAAAUUUGAUGGUCCAAUUAUUCUGAGAGCCUGGGAGGAGUUGUCCAUGAAAGAUCAAUUUGCAGGGUGUGUGACUGGAUUCCUGGAUACCUUAUGGCUGGCCAAGGAAGUUAUUCCCAGGACAGAGGUCAGCCGCUAUCGUCAAUCUGAUCUCAUGCAAAGCCUUCUUCAGAAAAGUUACGAAGCUGAUAAUGUUAUUGAAGAUGUGAAGAGCUUGCAAGAGCUGUACUCUUUUCUCAAAUUUACUCCACAGCAGAAGCAGAAAAGUCAGUUUUCUGUUUCUCAGCUUGAAAGUAGUGUCUGCUCACAUAGGAAGAAACAGAAUAAAACCAGUAAAUCUUGGAAAUGAAUGUACUGGAGCUCUAUUUUGAAGUUGACAAGGACCAGUAUGUCUCAUUUGCCAGUUUUAAUGGUUUUUUUCCCAUCUAGGGAUAGGCUCUUGUUCAUUAUAAAGAACUUUUCUUUAGGCUUUCUUGACUGCAAAGGGCUGUGGAGUCUGGGUCAUUAAGGGAAUCAAGGGCUAAGGAAUAAGGCAGGAAAGUUGAUUUAAGGAUGAUCAGAUCAGCCAUCAUCUUAUUGAAUGGCAGAGCUGAUUUGAUGGGCUAAUGGCCUACCUUUGCUUGUAUGUCAUAUGGUCUUCCUAAUAAACAUGUGAUGCAGGAAGUUAUCUCAAAGCUACAAUUAGCACAUCAGCAAGAUGCUGAAUCAGAGCGAAAAACUGUGCUCCAAUCUUAGAUAGUCAGGGCCAAUUUAUAUCAGAUUCUCAAGCUUUUCCAAACAAUGAGAAGUUGCUAAUUUAUUAAUAUUUUACUAAGCUGCCAAGGAAUUGACAGGCACCACAGCUUCCUCCCAGUUCACAGACUUUACUUUUCCUAAUA
Rhincodon typus (whale shark) is the source of this 1270-nucleotide messenger RNA. RefSeq lists its product as uncharacterized. The record is from RefSeq and is a predicted model, not a curated record. The coding region runs from base 52 to 741 and encodes 229 amino acids. Gene Ontology annotation, biological process: DNA catabolic process. The transcript is spliced from 4 exons. Gene Ontology annotation, cellular component: cytoplasm. NCBI's taxonomy places the organism in Eukaryota, Metazoa, Chordata, Chondrichthyes, Orectolobiformes, Rhincodontidae. Gene Ontology annotation, molecular function: nucleic acid binding; 3'-5'-DNA exonuclease activity.